Messenger RNA from Canariomyces notabilis, 820 nucleotides. RefSeq lists its product as uncharacterized. Lineage: Eukaryota; Fungi; Ascomycota; Sordariomycetes; Sordariales; Chaetomiaceae. The record is from RefSeq and is a predicted model, not a curated record. The transcript has a single exon. Bases 16 to 321 code for a protein of 101 amino acids.
UCGAGCCAUCCUCCUAUGAAAGAUGCUAGGACUCCGCGAUCUACAUCGACUCCGAGAAACGGCAUUGGCACCACAACAUCUGUCCGGUUCCACCACCCAACAAAGGACUCUCAAUCGCAUGCUGAAAGCGGCCUGAGGAGCUUCUCAGGAGCACGACCUGGAACUUACAGCACGAUACCUGCCAAUGAGGCCGGAUACUCGGAGUUGUCGAGGCGGCCCCUGGGGGCAACAGCUAUCCCAGGUCCACUUGGAGUUUCGCAGUCUUCACGCCAACCGUCAUCACGUUUCGAACUCCCACGUACCAUUCUGCGGCCACCCUAAACUCAAUGCAGGUGUCAAUGUCGCCGGACACACGCUUCGACACCACUUCAUCGAGCACUCACGAUUUCACUCGAGUCUUCGGCGUUUUGCAUGAGGAACUCUAUGUGGUCGGUGGCCAAUGCGAGGGACAUGUUUCUGGGCCCCGGCUUGACAUCCACAUGACGACACGUGUGUGUGUGGGAAGUAGCGGUUGGUUUGAAGCGCGAAUCCGUCAGUGCUGGCAGAUCUGACGAUCCUUGUACAAAAGUCUGGCAUCGUUUAUGUCACACAUCGGAAACAUCGGCUCAUCAUAAGCUCAAGAUUACUUCAAGGCUCAACAAGCCGUCCGCGGAUACCCUGAACACACUACACCAGACUUUUCAGCGUUCUAGUUGAGGGCUUCAAACUCUAAGACCUGAGCAGACUUUACUCGACGACCGUGUUCCUGCUGCUUGUUUCCUUGUUCAAUAGACGAAAGGUAGCGGCUGGAAAUUAUCCCUCAGGGCACUCCGUGAUAAUG